This is a messenger RNA of Kalmanozyma brasiliensis GHG001, 1083 nucleotides long. RefSeq names its product Transcription factor TFIIIC, tau55-related. Bases 1 to 1083 code for a protein of 360 amino acids. NCBI's taxonomy places the organism in Eukaryota, Fungi, Basidiomycota, Ustilaginomycetes, Ustilaginales. The record is from RefSeq and is a predicted model, not a curated record. The transcript has a single exon.
AUGGCGGUGGAACCCAUCAUCGACGCGUCGUGGCAUCGUCUGCCGAAUGACGCCUUCUCAGAUGGUCCCUCUAGCAGCACACCGCUGGACCCGACCUCUUCUGUCGACGACGACUCGGACGGCGCCUCUGAAUGGUCCUUUACCGACGACGAGGAGCUCGUCACGCUCGACUUGGGAACCGAACGCAUUGCCAAGCGUGCCCUGCUCGGCUACUCAGCUGGUCUUGACUUUGUAUCCGAGCCUCAUGCUGCGACCGCGACCUCAUCUGCGCGGACGGUGCGCGGCUCUCGCGCUGGUGGUGAUGCAAAGGCAACCGAAACAUCCAAGCCCUCUAGCACAACCCAUCUUGGCGCUGGCAAGCAGAUGGCCAUUACGGGACUCGACUCGGCCCAGCCACUACUUAAGAUCAAUGAUACGGUACUCCGAGGCAGACGCAUGGAUCUGUUCGGAAGCGAGAUUGUGCUCACGGACGAGUUCGAUCCCACGCGACCACGGAGCAAGCAGCAUCAAUUGCAGCCGGUGCCUCCGUCGACGAGAGAUGGUAGGGCAGAUGCGCGCUCGACAUCGACGAGGAAGAGGAUCCUGUUCCGACCCAUCUACGAUCCUGCAGCGAGAGAGACGAGCGGCGGUAAGGAUGGUGACGUGUAUGAGAAGCUGAAGGCGCUGGCGAGGUCGAAUCAGGGAUAUGUGCUCGAGUCCAGUGCGACGAGAAGUGGAGCGAGAGACGAUGAUGCACAAAGACUGGCGUCGGUAGCAAGUCUCAUGGGUCCUCCGAAUGGCCCAUCGAGUACAUCAGAGAAAGGCGUCGGUCGGGGCAAGUACAAGCGCAAAGGCAUCUCGGAGGAAGAACAGAUGAUCAGAGCGGCAGAGAGGAAGAUCAGGAAGGCGGCCAAGUUGCAUCUUCAACAACAGCAGGAGCAGCAGGAGCGGCAAGGCUCGAGUUCAACGGCGCCACAAUCCGAAGACACACAGGUGCCAGCGCCGCCCUCACACGAGCAGCCGCAAGAGCAGGCUGAUGAAGACGCUGGCAGCAGCGGCCAGGAUCCGCGACCACCAACAUCCUUUGACCAAGCUGGAUUGUGA